Molecule: messenger RNA, 1585 nt
Organism: Aspergillus glaucus CBS 516.65
Lineage: Eukaryota; Fungi; Ascomycota; Eurotiomycetes; Eurotiales; Aspergillaceae
Exons: 1
Coding region: 148-1569 (473 amino acids)
Source: RefSeq, a predicted model, not a curated record
CUGUCGUCAUGAUGUCUAUCGUCAUAUUGGAUUACUCUCGUAUCUGGAUAAUACUGCUGCAAGAGUACAUCUGCGCUCAUAUACCACGACAAUUGAUUCCAGUUCAUUCUCCAUAAGCAAACUGGAACUGUACGAGUCUCGAAACUCAUGCCCGGCAAACCAAAUCUAUACAACCAGAAAAACAUCAGCACCAGUACACCAAUCCAAGCCAACACCAUGGAAAAAGCAGUAACCCGCCGCAUCAAACACCGCUACCCCCUAACAACAACCGACCUAACAGCCACCGAACUUCUCGCCCUAACACGCACCCUCCUCUUCGAAAACCCAACCGUAUACCAAAUCUCGCGCCCCACACCCAGCCAGACCCUCCCAAACGAGCGCCUCAAAGAAGAAAUCAAGAACCUCCCCCUCGCGCUCCGAAGGAAUAAACUCGUGCAGAUGAUGCCGAGGUAUAUCGGCCGGGUGGCUGAGCUGUGUGCUUCGCAUAAUGGGCUGAAUGCGUAUGUCGUUGGGCAUUUGUUCGAUUUGGUGGAGGUGGAGGUUACGCGGCGGUUGGAGAAGAUGGAUCGGGGUGUUGAGUGUCUGGGGAUGUUUGAGCGGAAGCUUUUGCGGUCGAUUCAAUCUAUUCGACGGGUUUGGGGAGAACGAUCACCAGAGGAUGACGGUGAGACGCCGAUUGGUGCGCCAGGGGAGCAUUAUAAUAAAUGUGAGGCGUGUAUGCUUGCGCGGAUAGUGGGGGAGCCGUUGUUUUUGCGGAAUCUGCGGAUUGCGAUUUUGAGUCGGACGAGGACGAGGAGGAAGAGUCGGGCGCCUAGGUUGUUGAGGUUUGUGGAGGGGUGUAUUGGGUGUCAUGGGGAGGCGUUUAGGGUACUGCAUGAGAGUGGGCAGUUGGCGAUUGAUUUCAAGGAGGCGAGGAAGGCUGUCGCGAGGAGAAAACGGGGGCGUCGUUCGCAUGAGCAGGUUGAAAGGAGACCGAAGGAAUCGAGCACGGAGUCUAUACUUGUUCAUCUGGACCCGGAGUUGCAGAGGGAUUGCUUUGAGCAAAGCGCUUCACGACUCGGGUCAGAAGAAGACAAGGUACCCGACACGAAGACAGAGACGGACGAGAUCAUCUCACUAUACAAAACAAUCCCAGACAAAGAUCCGGAUGAAACUCUGGUGUCAAUCGACCCUUUUCUCAGUGAUACAACUGCUGUAUCACCUGUCAGUCCAUUAUCACCCAGAAAACACACUCCCAACAUGAAGCAGACACUAGCAGGCACAAUCCCCUCUCGAGACAUGCUAGACUGGGAGCAGGUAGUGAAUUAUGAAAAGAGUCCUCUUGAUUCCUUGGCCAGAAAAAUAGAAGCCAUAGAGCUCGAAGGACCGGAUAUGAGCGAUGGCGCAGACGCAGAUGCCCUGGCAAUGGAUUAUCGUGACUUGAUCGGGAAAGGGACAUGUUAUUCUGAAUCUGAGUAUAGCCAGGAAACAUCUGAAGGUGAGGUUGUCAGAGAACCAGGUCGUCCGAUUACGACAUGGAGUCUUUUCGUGAGCGAUGACGAAAUAGCUCGUCGAGAGAUGAAGGAGUAAUUGAACUGGUCUUGGU